CUUGUAGGUAAUUUACCCUUCUUCGAACUGACGUCGGAGGCUGGAUCAUCAACCAUCCGAGCGAGAUCAGUGGCGACAUAACAUCACCGCGUAUUUUGACACACGUUCACAACCUUCCUUACCAUUCAACCUCGCACACCGAACCGCGCCCAACACCUCCCUCCUUUAUCGGACCUUCUACCGAAUCAUGAAUUACGUUCAAUUGGAGAAGUUGGGGGAAGGGACGUAUGCUACAGUGUACAAGGGAAGAUCGCGGACGACUUCAGAGAUUGUAGCCCUCAAAGAGAUUCACCUGGAUGCUGAGGAAGGUACACCCAGUACGGCCAUAAGAGAGAUCAGUUUGAUGAAGGAACUUCGACAUGUCAACAUAGUCAGAUUACACGAUGUCAUACACACCGAAUCUAAACUUGUUCUGAUAUUCGAAUACUGUGAACAAGAUUUGAAAAAGUAUAUGGACACACAUGGAGACAGAGGCGCUUUAGACCUUGCCACUGUCAAACAUUUCACACAUCAAUUGUUGAAUGGAAUACAAUACUGUCAUGAUAACAGAGUGCUGCAUCGUGAUCUCAAACCUCAAAAUCUGUUGAUCAAUCGACGGAUGGAAUUGAAGAUUGGUGAUUUUGGUCUAGCUAGAGCGUUCGGAGUCCCGGUAAACACUUUCAGUAACGAGGUCGUGACAUUAUGGUACAGAGCUCCUGAUGUUCUCCUAGGCUCGCGGACAUAUAACACUUCCAUCGACAUCUGGUCCGUUGGCUGCAUUUUCGCAGAGAUGAUCACCGGCUACCCUUUGUUCAGAGGGAGAGACAACCCUGAUCAGCUCAAUUGUAUUAUGAAAGUCAUCGGGACUCCAAGUGAAGCUACCAUCGCGCAGAUCAAGCUGGAUUCAAUUCAACUGAAGACUCCCCUUACGAAAUACUCCAAACAACCAAUGCACCUUCUCCUUCCCAAGGCUCCCCAUGAUGCUGUCAACCUGAUCGAACAUCUCCUACAAUUCGAACCUUCCCGGCGAUACGACGCCGCCAAAGCUCUUCUUCACCCAUACUUCACCGCAGCUCCCAUCGCCCCUCCUCCUCUUCCUAGCGCCGUGUCGUCGGCUUUGGCACAGCAGCAACAACAACAACAGCAGCAGUAUAUGAUGCAGCAACAGGGGUAUUAUGGUGAGUCAUCGAUUCGCUUCUAA
Molecule: messenger RNA, 1180 nt
Organism: Tremella mesenterica DSM 1558
Lineage: Eukaryota; Fungi; Basidiomycota; Tremellomycetes; Tremellales; Tremellaceae
Exons: 11
Coding region: 188-1180 (330 amino acids)
Biological process (GO): protein phosphorylation
Cellular component (GO): nucleus; cytoplasm
Molecular function (GO): cyclin-dependent protein serine/threonine kinase activity; ATP binding
Source: RefSeq, a predicted model, not a curated record